AUGCCGAAUAACUUUGUUAACCUUCCCUUCAUUUUACAGGGUGACGUCCCGCAUAUCGAGGUUCUGGGUCAGCACGUCAUUGUACUGAAUUCUGUCAAGACAGCGAUGGAAUUGCUAGACAAAAAAAGCUCCGUGUACUCUGACCGUCCGGUUCUUCCAAUGUGUGGAGAACUUGUUGGUUGGAAGCGCUCUUUGGGUUUUCUCUCUCAUGGCGACCGUUUUCGCUGUUACCGCAAGAACAUGCACCGGGUCAUUGGCAGUCGCACUGCCAUGGAAGUUUACAACCCGCUCGAGGAGGUCGAGACCCACCGAUUCCUGAAGCGCGUGCUUGCGAAACCCGAGCAACUGCAAGCGCAUAUUCGACACGCCGCUGGCGCUAUCAUUCUGCGAAUAUCUUAUGGAUAUGACGUGGAGGAGAAUGAUGAUCCCUUUGUCGACCUUGCAGACCGCGGCGUGGACCAAUUAUCACGGUCCACCGCUCCUUCGUGCCUUCAUGUAGCCCAGGUUCCUGAGUGGUUCCCUGGCGCUGGAUUCAAGCGCUUGGCCCGUGAAUGGCGCCAGACCCUCGACGAGAUGGUUGAUGCACCAUACAAAUUCGUCGAUGAUCAGAUGGCUGCCGGAAUCGCCCCAGCGUCUUUCACCUCGAAUCUGUUGGAAGUCAGCGCUUUGUCUGCAGAAGAGGAUCGCAAUGUGAAACGGUCUGCUCUAUCCCUAUACGGUGGUUCCGACGCGAAGAAGGCUCAGGCUGAAAUAGACGCUAUUGUUGGCACUGAUCGUCUUCCCUCCUUCGCAGACCGCGACUCCCUCCCCUAUAUUGAAGCGCUUGUGAAGGAAAUCCUGCGUUGGAAUGUCGUCGCCCCUACAGGCGUCAUGCAUUGUGUCUCUGAGGACGAUAUCCACGCCGGGCACUAUAUUCCGAAAGGUUCCGUGGUUAUACCUAACGUCUGGUUCAUGCUUCAUGACCCGCGCACGUAUGCUAACUCCUCGCAAUUCAGGCCUGAACACUUCUUAGACAACGACGGAAAGGAUCCCGAGCCCGAGCCUCGCACGAUCUGCUUUGGCUUUGGUCUCCACCUCGCUGAUGCCUCCGUCUGGAUAUUCGCCGUGAUGUCACUCGCAGCGUUUGAUAUCUCCAAGGCCGUAGAGAACGGCGUCGAGAUCACCCCUGAGGUUGACCCCUCGACGGGCACGAUCAGUCAUUCCAAACCCUUCAAGCGCUCUAUUAAGCCUCGCUCUGCAAAAGCCGUUGCGCUCAUUCAGCAGGAUGUGAACUAUUAA
This is a messenger RNA of Suillus plorans, 1278 nucleotides long. Its product is annotated as cytochrome P450. The transcript has 10 exons. Gene Ontology annotation, molecular function: monooxygenase activity; heme binding; iron ion binding. The coding region runs from base 1 to 1278 and encodes 425 amino acids. The record is from RefSeq and is a predicted model, not a curated record. NCBI's taxonomy places the organism in Eukaryota, Fungi, Basidiomycota, Agaricomycetes, Boletales, Suillaceae.